Schizosaccharomyces japonicus yFS275 is the source of this 1668-nucleotide messenger RNA. Its product is annotated as Holliday junction resolvase subunit Mus81. Gene Ontology annotation, biological process: double-strand break repair via break-induced replication; mitotic DNA replication checkpoint signaling; replication fork processing. Bases 1 to 1668 code for a protein of 555 amino acids. The transcript has 2 exons. The record is from RefSeq and is a predicted model, not a curated record. NCBI's taxonomy places the organism in Eukaryota, Fungi, Ascomycota, Schizosaccharomycetes, Schizosaccharomycetales, Schizosaccharomycetaceae. Gene Ontology annotation, molecular function: DNA binding; crossover junction DNA endonuclease activity. Gene Ontology annotation, cellular component: nuclear replication fork; nucleus; Holliday junction resolvase complex.
AUGUCGUGUGGAAACCCGUUGUAUUUGCAAUGGAUCCAGGAAUGGAUGGAGGAAUCCACACGGCGAUAUCCUAAAUCGUAUCAGACGUGGAGAAAGGCGUACGAGUCAAUGAAGAAUUGUCCCGUCACUUUUACAAGGCCUUCUGAAGCUUCUGUAUUGAAAGGAAUUGGACCUACGAUAUGUGCUAAGUUGGAAAAGAAAUGGACAGAAUACUGCAAGGAGAACGACAUUCCUCUUCCGGAGGAUAAUUCUGUGGAGCCGUCACAAGCAGCUGCCACUUCUAAUGAAAAUGAAAAUACUGCAAAGUCAAAAACACAGCGCAAGAAAAGACCAUACGUUCCGUCCUACAGGUCUGGUGCUUAUGCAAUUCUUUGUGCUUUAAGCAAGUUACAUGAACACGAAUCAGCGGCGAAACCCCAAAUAAUUGCCAUCGCUCAAUCGCACUGUGAAUCCUCCUUUGAAGUUGGUAGCCAUAGUAGCAACCGCUACACUGCUUGGAGUGCAAUGAAAACUCUGUUAACAAAAGGCUUGGUAUAUCAAAGUGGUCAUCCUCCAAAGUAUAGUCUCACGGAAGAGGGUGAUGAAGUGUGCAAGCGACUGGGUCGUGUCGAUGACGCUUUUGCUUCUUCCAGAUGGAGACAAAAGGAUGAGGACACACAUGACAGUGACGAGGAUGCGUUGGAAAAGGAGGACCAUGAAGCUACUGAUAUCGAUGAAGUUCAAGUGAAUGCUAUCGCUGAAGUACACAGAUCAAACUCUUCAAUAGAUUAUGAACCAAGACGCAUUAAUUUGAAUGAUUGCACUAUUCUUAUGCUUCUAGAUACCCGGGAAGUUCGCUCUCGAAAUGAUCGAGACUACAUCAUCGAUAAAUUAAGUACAGUUCACAAUGUUAAAUGUCAAGUGAGAGCCCUCGAACUUGGUGAUGUCUCGUGGAUUGCACGGCAUAAUGAUACGAAUGAGGAAUUUGUCCUAGAUUACAUCGUGGAACGAAAACGACUGGAUGACCUUGUGGCUUCCAUCAAGGAUGGUCGAUUUCAUGAGCAAAAGUUUCGACUAAAACGAAGCACCAUUCGAAAUGUAACAUAUUUAUUAGAGGAGUCUAAUUACGAUGAACAUUUUACCGACUCAAUAAAGACUGCUAUCACAAGCACAUUUGCUGACCAGCACUUUUUUGUGAAACGAGUCACCUCACUGGACAAUAGUAUCCAAUACCUGGCUCGAAUGUCACGGGCCAUCGAACUACACUACCGGAAAACAGAACAGUUACUUGUUGUUCCGGACUUAGCUGUUGAAGCAAGGAGUCUUGAAGACUUGCAUGAGCGUAUGCAAAUUCACACGCUAGGACAACGGCAUCACUUAUCCUACCAUUCGUUUGCUUCUGUUAUGUCGAAAACAUCUACUAUGACUGUUGGUGAUGUUUUUCUUCGUAUGUUGAUGACUAUUCGAGGCGUAAGCCCAGAGAAGGCGAUGCAAAUUCAACAGCUUUACCCUACAAUGAUUUCAUUGGUUGAAGCGUACGAGAGACUUAAAUCGCAUUCCGAACGCGAGGCACUAUUGUCCACGCAGUGCAAGUCAUUCGGUCGCCGAAGCAUAGGAUUUGCACUUUCACAAAAGAUUGCAAAGAUUUUCCACCCGGGCACGUUAAAUCAGUAUCACGAACAAACUUAA